AUGGCGAGCAAGGGGCGCCAUGGCAACAGGGGCAUCAGGGAGAAGAGCGGUGGCAUAGACUCCAACUUCUCCUCGGAUCCCUGUUUCUCUGCAGCGCAGCAAGGAUCCUCCGAGAAAUGGAGUACUGCAGCCGUCGGGGGGGGGGGGGGGAGCUGUCAUACAGGAUGGCCGAGAAGCCGGGAGAAAGGUCCCCCCUGCCGAGCGGCUCAGCCGGACCCCCCCAGUGAUGGCAGCUCGUCCCCCGCCCUCCCUGCUCCGGGCAGCCCCCGCACCCCCGGCCUGUCCGGGCUGAAGAACCACGGCAACACCUGCUUCAUGAAUGCCGUGCUGCAGUGCCUCAGCAACACCGACCUUUUCGCCGAGUUCCUGGGCUUGGAGCAGUACAAGGAGGGCAGCCCCUUACCCAGCCCCGGGGCCACGGACAGAGGAGAGGUCACCGAACAACUGGCCACGCUACUGCGGUCACUGUGGACCCUGGAGUACACCCCCCAGCACAGCCGGGACUUCAAGACAAUUGUAUCGAGGAAUGCUCUUCAAUACAGAGGCACCUCCCAGCACGAUGCCCAAGAGUUUCUGCUUUGGCUCUUAGACAGAGUACACGAAGACCUGAAUGCUUCUGGCAAGAAUAAGCCUCGGCUACCGGUGGAGGAAGAUCUGACAGGAGAGGGUCCUCCAUUCCCAACCAGUGGCACCUUCGUUCAAGAACUCUUUCAGGCUCAGUACAGAUCUUCCCUGACGUGCCCUCAUUGUCAGAAACAGAGUAACACUUUUGACCCUUUCCUCUGCAUCUCAUUGCCAAUCCCCUUGCCUCAUACACGGCCCCUUUACGUGACCGUGGUCUAUCAGGGGAAAUGCUCCCAUUGUAUGCGCAUUGGCGUUGCUGUACCUCUGUCUGGAAAUGUGGUGCGCCUACGAGAAACCAUAUCAAUGGAGACCAAGAUACCAACAGACCAGAUAGUAAUAACCGAAAUGUAUUUUGAUGGCUUCCAUCGCUCCUUUUCUGACACAGAUGAUUUGGAUACUGUCCAUGAAAGUGACUGCAUAUUUGCCUUCGAAACUCCAGAAAUCUUUCCCUCUGAUGGAAUUCUCGGCCAGAGAGGAGUCUGUGUGAACAAUAACCAGAAUUAUGUGAGGAAUGGGAUCGACCAUAAUCGGUCUCCCCAUUACUCUUCUGGCUCAGCGAGACUUCCUGUGAACAGGGUUGGCAUCACUGACCGAAUAGUUAUCCUGGUCUGUAACAGAGCAUAUAGUGGACAGCAUGGCAAGAGAUUCGGGCAGCCAUUUGUUUUGUAUCUGGAGAGGAACGUCACAUGGGAUCUCCUGCAGAAAGAGAUCUUGGAGAAAAUGCAGUACUCCUUACGGCCUUCAGUGUGUGUUCAGGUGUGUCCAUUUAGCCUUCGUGUGGUUACUGCGGUCGGGAUAACAUACCUCUUACCUCAGGAAGAAAAACCUCUGUGUCACCCCACUGUUGAAAGGGCUCUCAAAUCUUGUGGUUUAGGUGGGGCCCCUCAUGUGAAGUUGGUGGUGGAAUGGGACAGAGAAACUAAGGAUUAUCUUUUUGGUAACACAGAAGAGGAGUAUGUUCCGGACUCUGAGAGUGUACGUCUGCAGCGAGAGCUUCACCACCAGCCACAGUGCUGCAGCCUCUCCCAGUGUUUUCAGCUGUAUACCAAAGAGGAGCAGCUCGCUCCUGGCAAUGCCUGGCGCUGUCCCCACUGUAAACAGCUUCAACAGGGCAGCAUUAAACUCAGCCUGUGGACUCUGCCUGACGUUCUUAUUCUACAUUUAAAGAGAUUCCGACAGGAUGCAGAUCGAAGGGUGAAGAUGCAGAACUUGAUCCGCUUUCCCUUGGUGGGGUUAGAUAUGACCCCCCAUGUGGUGAAGCGCAGUCAGAGCUCUUGGAGCCUUCCAUCACAUUGGUCACCUUGGAGAAGACCCUAUGGCCUUGGCCGUGAUCCUGAGGACUUCAUAUAUGAUCUGUAUGCUGUCUGCAACCACCAUGGAACUAUGCAGGGUGGUCAUUAUACAGCUUACUGUAAAAACUCUGUGGAUGGCAUGUGGUACUGCUUUGAUGACAGUGAAGUGCAGGCACUUGCAGAAGAUGAAGUGUGCAAGCCAACAGCUUAUAUCCUCUUCUAUCAGCGCCGAGCAGCAGUGCCAUCCUGGUCAGCAAACAGUUCUGUGGCAGGUUCCACAAGCUCAUCACUCUGUGAUCACUGGAUUUCCAGGCUCCCAGGGAGCAGACAACCUAGUAUUGCCUCUGCAGCGUCUUCUAGACGGACCUCUCUGGCAUCGCUGGCAGAGUCUGUGGAGCUGACAGGAGAGAGAAGCGAAGAUGAUGGUGGCUUCUCCUCACGUCCAUUUGUAAGAAGUGUGCAGCGUCAAAGCUCAGGGCGAUCUUCAGUUACCAGUCCCCUGGUUUCCAAUGAGAAUGGAUUUAGACCAUCGUGGUCAUUAGCAGCAAAACUGCACCUGCGAGCAGCUGCUUCCUGCCGCCACCCAUCAGACUCUCCAGUACAUGGUUCUUCGCUCGGCAAAAUCGGUGAGGCUGAUGACCAUGUGUCAACAUCCUGUUUUGGUAGCCUUCGAAAUCUGUCUGGCAGCUUCCACGAUCACGUUGAAAAUGUGAGACGCGAGUAUCGGACAUCAUCUCGGGCUCCCUUGGCAUUAGCAGAAGGUGGUGCUCAGCCUGAACCAGUGAUUAAAAAACCUGUAGCUGAGCCGACUGGAAAGAGCGCAGCUGAGCUAGUGGGCAGGAACCCACUACUGGAUCCUAUCGAUAAUAAUAACCAUAUCGCCUUUGUGGAUCAAAGCGAUUCUGUAAAUUCCUCCCCCGUAAGGGAAAAUUCCCCACAGAUUGAAGAAGUUCAACAUAAAUUGCCCGUUACCAGUAAAACAACUGCAGAGCAGGGUAAAACAAUACGAGCAACAGAGAAGGACUCUUCUACACCCACCUCAGUGGCAGCAGGUAGCAACGGGAAACCCACAGCAAAAUCAAAAAGAAGUGAAAAGAGUGAAGUUAAAACCCCCACACGUCGUUCAUCUACACAACAGCGGAAAGACUCUGGGAAGCCACAGGAAGUUUCCACACCUGUGUCUCAACAAAGGCAAAGAACCUCAAGUUCCACCGCUAGCCACAUCUCCUCUCCGGCACAGAAGAAACCUACCCCAACUUCUAAGAACUCCUCAGUGUCGAGCACAUCCAGCAAGCAUCGAGCACCUGAAAAGACUCUUAGCAGGGAGGGGUCUAAAGUAAGCUUGGGCUCAGACAAAACCUCUGCCUCAAAACCUAGCAGUAGCACUACACGCGCCACACAACCCAGGAGCUGCGAGUCUCCAGUGGAUAAUCGGACAGUGCGUAGUUCCUCUAUGGCCAGCCUCCGCACUCCUCAAAAUGCACCUCGUUCUGGUCUCAAACGGGACAGCAAGUCUGAGGAGAAAGGGCUGAGCUUUUUUAAAUCUGCCCUAAGGCAAAAAGAAAGCAGACGGUCGGCAGAUUUGGGAAAGACCAACCUACAGUCCAAGAAACCUACAACCAAGAGUUUAAGCCAGGAGAAAGCUGACAACUCUGCAGUCUCGCCAACCAAGGAGGUUGCCCCAAACCCAAAAAAACAUUCUGUUUUACCUCAGCACAAAGCCAAGUCUUCCCCAGAUGAAAAACAAACCCAGUCAUCUCCUUGUGCUAAAAAGACUUCUGAUAAAUACCUAAAAAAGUUCCCUUCUUCAACAAAGCCAUCCUCUAAAGCUCAGUGACCAAGGGUGCAGGGACAGCUGUACCACAUGUCCUGACUGGAGAUGACUGCAGGAGAGCUGUCCCUGCUUACAGCCGUUGUU
This is a messenger RNA of Nanorana parkeri, 3834 nucleotides long. RefSeq names its product ubiquitin specific peptidase 31 (gene USP31). Gene Ontology annotation, biological process: protein deubiquitination. Gene Ontology annotation, molecular function: cysteine-type deubiquitinase activity. The record is from RefSeq and is a predicted model, not a curated record. NCBI's taxonomy places the organism in Eukaryota, Metazoa, Chordata, Amphibia, Anura, Dicroglossidae. Bases 1 to 3753 code for a protein of 1250 amino acids. The transcript is spliced from 17 exons.